Messenger RNA from Hordeum vulgare subsp. vulgare (domesticated barley), 609 nucleotides. RefSeq lists its product as uncharacterized. Bases 98 to 421 code for a protein of 107 amino acids. The transcript has a single exon. Lineage: Eukaryota; Viridiplantae; Streptophyta; Magnoliopsida; Poales; Poaceae. The record is from RefSeq and is a predicted model, not a curated record.
AGCGACAGACACACACACACACACACACACCAUCGGUCUAUCCAAUCGCAGCUAUAUAUCAAUCAAUCAAUCAAUCAAUCAAUCAAUUGAAAGAAGCAUGACCAUGGUGAAGAAGGCGUUGAUGGCCGCGGUGGCGCUGGUGCUGAUGGUGCUGGUGCUGGUGGAUGGCAGGGUCCAUCACCGGAGUGAAACUGAAUGCAAGAAUGACCUCCUCGCUGCUGGGCCCCUCGAAUCCAGUGUCAUCUUGGAGUGCUGCAAAUUUUUAUCAGUGCCGUGCUUGUGCCAGAUCCGUACGGAGCUCGCGGAGAAGCAGAAGAUGGCACGGAUCGGUGAAAUAGAACGUGAGUGGUUCCCUUUCACUCGCGCAUGCACCAUCGCCGCCUCGGAACAAGUUUGCUCUCUGGAUGGAUUCCUAGUCUAGCCUGGACUAGCCGCCUGCACAUGGUUGCUUGCUUCGUUCCUUCCUUCCUUCCGAUCCAUGGAUUUGUUUGUGUUUGUUCCUGUCCUUCUAUGUGCAAUGAAUGCAUGCAUGCAUGCUAAGUUAUGGAUCCAUCGUGUUGUAAAUUUGCUCAUAAAGCUUGUAUUAUUGUUUACAUUCUACUACCAAGG